AUGGCAGCUUCCCCUUCUUCCGCAGCGGGAACGCCUGACCUCGAGGCCCCCAGCUCUCCUGCCCAGCGCAACUACAACGACAAGUCCUUCAUGACCAACGUCACCGAGGACGACGACAGGUCCAAGAUGGGCACCCCAGAGCCUGGUCCAUCGCGGCGCCGGAGGGGUCUCGGCGCGGGCAACUCGAACGCCAUCGGCAAGAUCAGGCAUCUGAAGAAGGAUGACGGCGAGCCCCUCUGGCGCGUCGACAUCCAGUACGACUUCCUGAGGGCCGUCUUCGACGACGACAUGCACGUCUUCACCAACAGCUGGGAGCCUAACAAGCCCAAGCAGACCUUUGCCGACCUCUACAUCGAUACCAUGUCCAGAAGCUCAAAGACCAGUAAGGUCCUCCGCGACAAAUUGCUUAGUGACCGAGAAGCCGCCAAGAGUAUGGCUAUGGUGUGUCUCCUUGUGAACAUCGGCCGCAUGAACACCACCCUCAACUUCUUUCCCGAGAUGAGAGCACAACUACGAACCUAUCACGCUAUCCCUUCCCUCCAGGCUCGACAAGAUCCCAACUCGUACAAGCAAUUGCAGGAUGCCCCCCGACUGAAAUCCAUACUGAAGGGAGGCUCGGAGGACCGCCCCGAGCCGCAGUCGCUGGAUUCUAUCAAGAACAUGAACAUACCAAGGACCAACCCCGUCAACCUGCUGUUCGUCCUCUGCCUCUCGGCCCCCAAGGUGGCAGAGCUGCACUUCCCACCAGGGCGGGAGUUCCACGACCUCAUCAUGAAGACAAACCUCAGCAGCAAGUCUCGCGCCCGCGCCUUCCUGUGGGUCAUCUGGUUCUACCUCGAGUCCGACUUCACCGAGGAGGGCUGCAUGGAGAAUCCCUUCGGCGAGGGUGUGGACUACGGCGUGGACGUUGCCAACCAGGGCGUCCCCCGCCUCGAGGAGCUGACCAAGGCUGAAGAGGCCGAGGAGAACAUCGACACACAGGAGGAGAUCGAGUACGGCAGGGGCAAGCAGGCCAUGCGGAAGAAGAUCAUCGAGGCCGAUCAGCAGUAUGCUCUCGAGAGCAGCUCCAAGCGUGGGUCGAGGGCUCGUAUGUUUCCAGCUGGUGAUGAGGGCUCUACGAUGGGUGUACUGCCCAGGAUCAGGCCUUCCAAGCACGAGUCCGACAUGGACAGCACCCGCUCGACUCCUCCGCCCCGAGCCCUUGCUAGGCACAAGGACGGCCUUGGUGGCUCGAACCGUCGCGCCGGAGCACCUUUGAAGUACCAGAUCUUCGAGGGCAGCUCCCCCGGCGGCCCGCAGGUCAUCGAGGGCAUCGUGGCGAGGAAGCCGAGGCCCCCCACUGCACAUCAGCUCGCUGUAGAGCGUAACAGAUCCCAGCGGGUGGAGUAUAUUCUUGACCGUGGGAUCAGGAAGGCCCACCGAAAGGCACGCCGCUCCCGAAAGAUGGAGGGCGCCGUUGUCCGAGCAGUGGCACGGCUGAAGCACAUGGACGAUCCUUUUGAUGAUAGCGAGGGCGAGGAGAAUGUCAACGCUCUGAAGCAUCACGCGCUCGUGGGCCCAUCCGCCUAUCCCUCCGGCACCGACCCGAUGACAGGAAAGAAGCUGUCUUUCCGAGAGCGAGGUUUCGGUGGCCUGGUGCCCAUGGUCUCCGAGGUGGACGACUUUGGCGAGGAGUUUGUUGCGUACAGUGCCUCCCUGCGCCGUGCAGUCCGCCGUCUCAACCGAUGGGAAGGUCAAGUCGGGCCCGAUGUGGGACCCAUCGCGCCUAUCAAGAAGGUCAAGCAGAGGCCGGCGAACGGAGAGAGGGACCCAGACGAGACCGAAGAGGAGUCCAGGUCGAGGCCCCGCGGCCGCAAGUCGAAUGGGGUCGCGCCAGCGCCAAGCUCCAACGGCGAUGUCACCAUGGAGGAUGCCGAAGACUUGAACGAGGUGGAUAAGGAGCUACUGGGUCUGGCCAGCGACCGAGAGAACGAGAAUGAAAAUGAGAACGAGAACGAGAACGAGAACGGCGACGGCGACGACGGCGAAGGCGAUGGCGAGGACGAGGACCUGGACGACCUGGAGCUUACGAUGCUCGGGCGGAAGGAGGUUGCCUCUGACUCGGAGUAG
This is a messenger RNA of Cryphonectria parasitica EP155, 2109 nucleotides long. RefSeq lists its product as uncharacterized. Gene Ontology annotation, cellular component: Ino80 complex. NCBI's taxonomy places the organism in Eukaryota, Fungi, Ascomycota, Sordariomycetes, Diaporthales, Cryphonectriaceae. Bases 1 to 2109 code for a protein of 702 amino acids. The transcript has 3 exons. The record is from RefSeq and is a predicted model, not a curated record.